Molecule: messenger RNA, 2265 nt
Organism: Stegodyphus dumicola
Lineage: Eukaryota; Metazoa; Arthropoda; Arachnida; Araneae; Eresidae
Product: mitochondrial fission 1 protein-like
Biological process (GO): mitochondrial fission; peroxisome fission; autophagy of mitochondrion
Cellular component (GO): peroxisomal membrane; mitochondrial outer membrane
Molecular function (GO): protein binding
Source: RefSeq, a predicted model, not a curated record
AAAGAACGUAAAACGUAACACUUGUCUUCUUUCUGUUUGUGUUUUGUUUAAUUUCGUCAUCUGAAUCAUAACAUUAGAGGAUAUUAUUCGGUCUACGAGAUACUAAUUCUUAAAGCCUCAGUUUUAUCUUGCCACUUUUUUUCUCUUUUAGUUUUAUUAUGUCAGCUGAUACAUCAAAUUUACUUCUAGUGGAUGAUGAUAUGAAAACUCUGCUGAAUUACAGUGUCUCAGAAGCAGACACUAAGAUAUAUCAGGAGAAUUAUGAAAUGCAGUUAGCUUCUGAUGAAGUUGAUUUACAAACAAAAUUUCAUUAUGCAUGGUGUCUAGCUCAUAGUCAACAUCGAACUGAUGUAAAAAAAGCUGCUGUUUUGUUAGAAGAAAUAUUUAAAGAAGGAACAGAAGAGAUUAAAAGAGAUAGCUUAUUCUACUUAGCAGUAGCUGAAACAAGACAAAAAAAUUAUUGCACAGCAAAAAAAUACAUACAAGCUUUUCUGAGAGUGGAACCUACUAAUAUUCAAGCUCAACAACUAAAUCUUUAUAUUGAUAAGCAUCUGAAAAAAGAUGGUCUUACAGGCAUGGCAUUGUUUGGAGCUGCUACAUUAUUUGGUGGAGCAACUGCAAUUGUUUUAGGCACAGUGGCUGUUGGUGCUGCCCUUGGCUUUGCUUUAGUCAAUAAAAAGAACACAUAAAGGAAAUACCAGCAUGGCUGUUAAAGAGUAUUAUGGACUAAAAACAAUGACUGUGACAUAAAUUUGUAUUAUAAAUGAAAUUAAUGUAUUUUAUUAAAUUUGUCAUAUAAACAUUAGUAUUCAGAGGUGUUAUUAAAGGAAAGAUAGGAAAUUAAGUUCUUGUAACUUUUUGCAAAAUAAUUUCUUACAUGGAACCUUUCUAUAAAUGUCAUAUUCUAUGAAAAUAUUUUUUUAAAAAAUAUUUUCCCUCAAACCUUAUUGUAGUGAACCUAGUUUAUAAUGAACAAAGAUUUUGGUUCCUUUCUGUUACCUCAUUUAAUGUUAUUUUAUCCAGCAAUAUACAGCAAACUUUCAGAUGUAUGAAAAGCGAAUGUAUGGACUAUAUUAAUAUCUCCAACUGAAACAUUUUUAUGUUUUUUGUAAUUUUUUUUUUCAAAUUUCUGCAAAUUUUAAUUAAAAACUUUCUAACCUUUAAAAUCAUCCAUGUUUAGGAUGUUAAGAAUCCAUCCAUGUUAGAAUAAUGGAAAACAUCUUUAAGCCUCUUUUUUAUCCCUAUUUUUUUCUGUGUGAAGCAGGUGUAACACCUAGUUUAUGGAGAACCAGGCCACCUAAUAAGUAUAUCUUAGGGCAUUGUAUGACAUAUAUUACCACUGAGUCAGAGAACUUGAAUAAAUUCUCUGAUUCCAUUCAAUAUAUGGAGUCCUGCUUUAGGCUAAUCUGUGAUGGAAAUUUUGGAUAUUCAAAAAAAAAAAAAAAAAAGGAAUUGAAUCUUAUGAAACAGGGGCUAUGUAGAUAAUUUGUUUUUUAGAGGAUGGAAAUCUUUUAUCCUUAUUGGAUUGUUCUCUUAAUGUUUAAAAUGCUGUUGAAGUCUUCUUACUGUACGAUUUUACAUUCUUUAGAUCUUAUAUAAGAUUUAGGGUAUUCUUUAGUAGAGCUAUUGCACUUUUGCUUUGCAGCCAUACCUAUCUUGGUACAAAUGAAUGUAUUCUCCCCAGAAUUAGACAGGGCAGGUUUUUCAUAUUUUUCACAAAGGUAAAACUUCACUUUACAUAACUGUUUUAUUGAGGAAAUUUUCUAUGUAAAAAAUUCAUCCAUAUGCCAAGCUGUACUGGGAGUAAGGUGAGAAUUAUUUGAAAAAUUCAGAAUGCAUGUAGCCAAAUUGGCAUCUGUCAGGAAUACAGUUUAUCUAAAUCUGCAGUUGGUGUGAUGUAGAAAAAUCAAGGCUUGAUAAGUUCUACUAACAGAAAUAAAUAAAUAAAUAAAUAAACAUUUUAAAAAAGCUAAGUUAAUAAGAUGUUGAAGAUGAAUUGUUGAAUUUGUUCAUCAUUCAAAGAUGCUACAGUUUGCUAUUAUCUGGAUAAAUUAUUAUCAUGAAUGUAUAGUUAAUUAGUACUUAAUUAGUGCAAAAAGAAGAUGUGCCAUUGGAGAAAUGUUAAAAAUUUUAGAGUUACUUAGUAUAUUACUAUAACUUUUGUACUAAUUAAGUGUAAAAUUUUUAUUUUUAGUGUAUUUGGAACUGAAAACAACAAAAAAAAAAAAAAAAAAAAAAAAAAAGGAAUUUAGUAGUUGCAUGCAA